Hypomesus transpacificus is the source of this 2407-nucleotide messenger RNA. RefSeq names its product phospholipase A2, group VII (platelet-activating factor acetylhydrolase, plasma) (gene pla2g7). The transcript is spliced from 11 exons. Gene Ontology annotation, molecular function: 1-alkyl-2-acetylglycerophosphocholine esterase activity. The coding region runs from base 23 to 1324 and encodes 433 amino acids. NCBI's taxonomy places the organism in Eukaryota, Metazoa, Chordata, Actinopteri, Osmeriformes, Osmeridae. The record is from RefSeq and is a predicted model, not a curated record.
UAAGCUACACCUCCAGAAGUUCAUGUUCGUUAAUGGAGGACUUAUACAGUCGGUAGCAAAGAAGUUUUACGAGUGGUCAAGGACAGAUCACAGGUGUAAGCUAAGUUUAUUAGCAAUGGGAAAUACCUGCAGCAAUGACCUGGGAAUCCCCCGAGCGAAAGGGCCAAAUCCAGUUGGAUGCACUGAUUUCAUGAUGGAUCACACUGUGCAGGGCACGUUUUUUCGUCUGUAUUAUCCCUGUGCCGAGACAGAGAAUCCAGACACGCCUGACUGGAUCCCAAGACACGAGUAUUUCGAUGGUCUGGCGGACUUCAUGAAAAUCAAUAGAACCAUAAGUGACAGGAUUUUCAAUUACCUCUUUGGUUCCUACAAAAUACCUGCAGCCUUGAAUGCUCCAUUUAAGUCAAAUGAGAAAUGCCCAGUAGUAGUCUUCUCCCAUGGCCUCGGAGCUUUCAGAACCUUAUAUUCAGCCAUAUGUGCCGAAUUGGCGUCCCAGGGAUUCAUAGUGGCAUCCGUGGAGCACAGGGAUGAAUCAGCGUCUGCUACAUACUUCUACCAUGAGAAGCCUGAUUCUGAGAAGGGCAAGACUUCUCCGAAAGGCCCUCCACACGUGCCUGAGAACCUGGUGGAGGAGUGGAUGUACUACAGAUCCCUGAAGCCUGGGGAGUUAGAAUUCCCUCUCAGGAAUAAACAGGUGAAACAACGUGCGGAGGAAUGCAUCCAAGCCUUGGACAGACUUAUUGAAAUUCACUCAGGAAACUCGGUGGAGAACGUGCUGCAGACAGAGUUCGACUGGAUAACUUUAGAGAACUCCAUGGACCUCUGUCGGAUAGCAGUGAUGGGGCAUUCUUUCGGGGGAGCAACUGUAGUUGAAGCUCUUUGCAAGGGGGAUGUCAAAUUCAGGUGCGGAAUUGCUUUGGAUGCGUGGAUGUUUCCCCUGGAUGAUGAGAUCUACCCAAGAGUGAAGCAGCCCAUCUUCUUCAUAAACUCUGAGAAGUUCCAGUGGGCGGGUAACAUCAGCCGAAUGAAAAAGCUGGACUCCGCUGUCAUUCAGAGGAAAAUGAUUACUAUAAGGGGGACAGUCCAUCAGAGCUUCCCAGAUUUCACCUUUCUAACAGGAAACUGGAUUGGAAAGAUCCUUAAACUGAAAGGAGAGAUCGACCCCCUGAUUGCCAUGGACCUCUGUAACAAAGCCUGUCUAGCCUUCCUGCAAAGACACUUGGGUCUUCAGAAAGACUUCAACCAGUGGGAUCAUCUAAUUGAUGGGAAGGAUGAGAACCUCAUACCAGGAACCAACAUCACUCUGCUCCAGUCUUCCAUCUGACCCACCGUACCUUACUCACUCUGCUCCAGUCUUCCAUCUGACCCACCGUACCUUACUCACUCUGCUCCAGUCUUCCAUCUGACCCACCGUACCUUACUCACUCUGCUCCAGUCUUCCAUCUGACCCACCGUACCUUACUCACUCUGCUCCAGUCUUCCAUCUGACCCACCGUACCUUACUCACUCUGCUCCAGUCUUCCAUCUGACCCACCGUACCUUACUCACUCUGCUCCAGUCUUCCAUCUGACCCACCGUACCUUACUCACUCUGCUCCAGUCUUCCAUCUGACCCACCGUACCUUACUCUAAACCAGUGGGAUUAGUUGUCAGUGGAGGUUAUUAGCAAGUCAAUACAAGUGCACUCACUCACUUUACCUGUGUGCCACUCUCAGCCUUGCAUGUUGUGAGUGAUUGAUGGUCUAAUGUAAAACAUUCAAAAACUUUUGUCAAUCUGAACCAUGCCUGGGCAUGUAAUUUCUUGUGAGGAAUGUUAUGAUUACGAUGAGUUUGAUUCCUAGGAUGUUUAUAUACAUAGAUGUAUACAGGACAUACAAAUACUUGAUUGUAUGCAUCAGUUGUCAUAGUCAUUGAACAUAUUUUAGCUUGUGUUCUUUUAACAUGUUAACUAUGGUUGCAGUGUGAUUGUAGAUAAUUGGCCAAGGCACCUGGAUGACUUCAACAUUUUGUAGAUUGAAGACUGUAUAUGACCUCAUUGUUGAACUAAUAUGUAUUUAUCAAGCAUGAUUGCACAGAUUACUUAAUUACAAGUCAGGGUUAGUGAAUUGAUAGACAAACCAAACAUUUUAAACACUAAAAGUUUGUUGAGCGAUGAAUGAUAAGUUGUUUCUUAAAGAUUACUAGCUCCAUACAUCAUCUGCCUUAAAGAACCAUGUCCCUGGCUGGAUCAAAAUGUAACAGAUUUUCUAACCAUCUUUUACAUGUUUUGCAAUCCAUCAUGCUGUCUGAAAUUUACUUUGUACACAACUGUACUGCUUUAAUUUACUUUGUACACAACUGUACUGCAUUAACUUGUAUAUGUAUACACCAAACCAAAAAAAAGUACUUAUUAAAUAACUACACUUUCA